AUGAACGUGGACCACGAUCAGCCUUCCGCCUCGGCAGCGAAGGCCCAGGCGCUGCAGACCCUGACGGCGGGUCCUCUCUCCUCGUCGGUGGCGAAGCUCGCCGCCUCCUCGCGGUGCCUCCCUUGCGACAAGGACUUCCACUUCUACCACAACUUCGAGGAGUUCAAGGUCCCCGUCGAGGAAAUCGCGCGCGAGUCGCGGUCGAUGCUCGAGGCCAUCGGCGCAGCGGCGCACGCAGCCUUCCCCAGCGACGUCGACGACACCUACGACUGGCUUGUGAACGUGAACGACAACGUUCUUGAGCAGUUCGAUGCAUCCGCGGACGAGUUCCGCAGGGUCCGGGAGGAAGAGGAAGAGACUGGGCAUUCAGUGAAGCACCCGAUGGAGGAGGAUGGGUUUCAGCUGGUUUCUGGGAGAAAGAAGAAAGGGGGCAGAGGGAAUGUGACUACGGGGAUGGGUUCUGAGGCGAGUCCGGCGACACUGGGAGUUACUGUGGCCACAAAGGAUAAGAAGACAAUGGGGCCGAAGCUCAAGGUUCCUUUUCAUAUUCCGACAAUAAGGAGACCGCAAGAUGAGUAUAGUAUAGUGGUUAAUAAUGCGAACAUGCCAUUUGAGCAUGUGUGGUUGCAGACUAGUGAGGAUGGGUCAAGACGUGGUUGUUAUGAUGGCAGACUUAUGGAAAUUGUUCAUAAUGAAAUGCUCUCUGUUUCGAAUUUUGUUGAUAGAAAUCCUGGGGAUGUUGUGCCAGUGAAGCCUCCCUCAAUAGAUAACACCCCUUUCAAGCUUGUGGAGGAAGUCAAAGAUUUAAAGGAGUUGGUUGCUAAGCUGCGUUCUGUUAAUGAAUUUGCGGUGGUUUCCCUUAUUGUUGAUUUGGAACAUAAUCAAUAUCGGUCUUUCCAAGGUUUGACUUGCCUGAUGCAAAUCUCAACACGGACUGAAGAUUUUGUUGUUGACACAUUGAAACUUCGCAUUCAUAUAGGACCCUAUCUUCGAGAUGUCUUCAAGGACCCUGCCAAGAGGAAGGUCAUGCAUGGUGCGGAUCGUGAUAUUGUAUGGCUUCAACGAGACUUUGGAAUUUACGUUUGUAAUUUGUUUGACACUCACCAGGCUUCGAAGUUGUUAAGCUUGGAGAGAAAUAGUUUGGAGUAUAUUCUGCACCACUUUUGUGAAGUUACUGCAAACAAAGAUUACCAGAAUGCAGACUGGAGACUACGUCCACUUCCUGAUGAGAUGCUUAGAUAUGCCAGAGAAGAUACACACUAUCUCUUAUAUGUAUAUGAUUUAAUGAGGAUUAAUUUAUUUGCUUUGUCUAAGGAUUUUGAAAGUUCCGAAUCUUCAGACACUCCUCUGGUGGAGGUAUACAAGCGCAGUUAUGAUGUCUGCAUGCAGCUAUAUGAAAAAGAACUUCUGACAGAGAGCUCCUAUCUUCAUAUAUAUGGGUUGCAAGGAGCUGGUUUCAAUGCUCAACAGCUUGCCAUUGUUUGUGGCCUGUGUGAAUGGAGGGACAUUGUUGCCCGUGCAGAGGAUGAGAGUACUGGAUAUGUAUUGCCAAAUAAAUCUGUUCUUGAAAUUGCUAAACUGAUGCCUCUCACUACAAGCAAACUACGGCGACUGGUGAAGUCAAAACACCCUUAUGUUGAACACAAUCUUGAUACAGUUGUCAACAUCAUAAGACAUUCUAUACAGAAUGCUGCUGCAUUUGAGGAAGCUGCUCAACAGUUGAAAGAAGCACAAGCUGCCUCUGCAUCAGAUGUAGUACAAGUGACAAAUGGAACUGAAGAUCCUAAAUCCCAUAAGCAGGAUUGUAAGGAAUCUUCUCAGCAGCAAGAUACAAAUGUACAAAUAAAAGUCAAGUGCAGUGGUCUUACAUCUGACCCACCGAAGUGUGUUACAGGUCUAACAGAUUCAGAGCAGCAGCAUAGGGGUGCAAAUGUUAGUGCACUUACUACGGCAAAGGGAAACGGAGCAACUGUUCAGGUGCUUAUAAAGCCUGCUGGUGCUUUUGGGGCACUUUUGGGGAAUUCAGCUUCAAAGAGGAAGCUUGGUCCUGAGGGCAAGGAAGAUAUCAAGUUAGAGCAGAUCAGAUCUUCCGUUAGUCUUCCGUUCCAUACAUUUUUGGGUAGCAGCGAGAAGUCAAAACCUACAGUAGAAACUCCUAGUGUAGCAUUUGAACUGUCAGAGCCACCGAAACCUGUUUCUGAUAUAGUUUCUGCCUCUCCUCUAGAUGAGAUUAUAAUGCUAGAAUCUGAUAUGGGUGGAGAGGAUAUGAUGCAGAAUAACCUAGGAAACUCCAAUGUGCAAACGGAGAAAAAUUCUGGUGUGUCCACUUCAGGAAAAGAGGACAAAGAUGAGCCAGUGUCUCUCUCAGAAUUAUCAUCAAAUUUUAAAAAAUGCUUUCAUUCAAAUGAUCAAAAUAAUAAAACCAGACAGCCCAAGAAAAGUGACCGGUUCAGUGGCGUGGUGCAGCUGAAGCCAUUUGAUUAUGAAGCUGCAAGGAAACAUGCCAAGGUUGGAGAAGAUACAAAGAAAGCAUCUUCCCAGGAUUGUGAUGGUGAGGUAGAUGACUCAGGUAGCAAGAAGCAACGUUCGAUAAUAGGACAGGAGCGGGGACAAGCUAGUGAUUCGACUAAACAAUUGCAACAAGGGAAGAGACGUCAGGCAUUUCCUGCUUCUGGGAAUCGUAGUGCAACCUUCCGCUGA
Sphenostylis stenocarpa is the source of this 2700-nucleotide messenger RNA. The record is from the annotation of a GenBank genome assembly. NCBI's taxonomy places the organism in Eukaryota, Viridiplantae, Streptophyta, Magnoliopsida, Fabales, Fabaceae.